Messenger RNA from Anolis carolinensis (green anole), 5569 nucleotides. RefSeq names its product SR-related CTD associated factor 8 (gene scaf8). The transcript has 21 exons. Gene Ontology annotation, cellular component: nucleus. The record is from RefSeq and is a predicted model, not a curated record. Gene Ontology annotation, molecular function: RNA binding. The coding region runs from base 427 to 4404 and encodes 1325 amino acids. Lineage: Eukaryota; Metazoa; Chordata; Lepidosauria; Squamata; Anolidae.
CUGCAGUGCGCCCUCCCUCCUGCGAGGGGAGCCUGUUCCCAAAACUCCAGCUCUCCUCUCGAUCUGAUUCCGGAAGACGCUCUGCCCUCUCGGGCGCUGCUGUUCCUGUCGCCGGCUGGUCUGUUCGUUGGUUGUCCCGCUAGGGGCCGCUCUAGCCGACGUCUCGGCGGCGAUGCGAGGGAACUGCGCUGUUGCUGCUGCUGCUGCUGCUGCCGCGGCCCGCCCGCCGCCAUAUUGGAGCUCGCGCCGCAGCAGAAGCUCUUGCGCGUUUGUCAACGGCGCCUUCCUCCCCGCCCCGUCCGCCAUGGCGACGAGGCGCCUGGACUGGCCCUGAAGGAAGCCUGCGGCCCUCGUCGCAGCAGGGAAGCCGGCCAGGCCCCGCGACACCUCCGCGCCGCGCCCAAAAGCCGCCUCCUCGGCCACAACAUGGAGGCCGUGAAAGCCUUCAACGGCGAGUUGUACUCAUUGAAUGACUACAAACCUCCCAUUUCAAAGGCAAAAAUGACACAGAUUACCAAGGCAGCAAUCAAGGCCAUCAAGUUCUACAAACAUGUUGUACAAAGUGUUGAGAAAUUCAUUCAAAAGUGUAAACCAGAAUACAAGGUUCCUGGUUUGUAUGUCAUUGACUCUAUUGUUCGACAGUCUCGACAUCAAUUUGGGCAAGAAAAGGAUGUGUUUGCUCCUAGAUUUAGCAAUAACAUCAUUAGCACUUUUCAGAACUUAUAUCGCUGCCCUGGGGAUGACAAGAGUAAAAUUGUUCGAGUGCUGAAUUUAUGGCAGAAGAAUAGUGUGUUCAAAAGUGAAAUUAUCCAGCCUCUACUUGAUAUGGCAGCAGGAAUUCCUCCUCCAGUUGUGACGCCUGUCUUGCCUGGGACAACAGCUACUAUGAGUAACAAUACUCCAGGAACUCCAGUGACGCCAGCUACACCUGCCAAUGUGAUCCAGAGUUUACCUGAUCCUUGGGUGUCUCAGAUAACUAAUACAGAUACUCUUACUGCUGUUGCACAGAUUCUACAGAGUCCACAAGGCCAGCAGCUUCAGCAGUUAAUACAAACAUUACAAAUGCAGCAGCAGAAACCACAGCCAUCACUGCUUCAGGCACUGGAUGCCGGACUUGUUGUUCAGUUGCAAGCCCUCACUGCGCAACUUACAGCUGCCGCCACUGCCAAUACCCUUAAUCCUCUAGAACAGAGUGUCUCUUUUAAUAAGAAGCUGAUGGAUAGGUUUGGGGAUUUUAGAGAAGAUGCUGAUAUUAAUGAAGAACCUAAAAAAGAAACACCAACUUCUCAACUGCCCCUUGUACCUGAAUCUGUGAACAACUCACUUUUUCAUCAACUUGCUGAACAAUUACAGCAGCAAAACCUGGAACAUCUUCGCCAGCAGCUUCUGGAGCAGCAGCCAACAAAGGCCAGCCCUGAGGAAACGCAAGAAGAAACAUUUGGUUCUGAGCAUUCAGCAUCCCCUUCACAAGACAGCAGCCAUCAGCAGUUUUUAGAAGUAGAACCAAAUAUUGAUAGUUCAAUGGAUGUUCAACAACAGGAUAUGGAUAUAGAUGAAGGCCAAGAAGUUGUUGAACAGGAAGUUUUUGAGCAAGAGGAGAAGAAAGCAGCAGUUAUUUCAAGAUCAAGAACACGUUCAAGAUCUCGUUCAAGAUCUCCAAGAAAAAGAAGGUCCAGAUCACGUUCUGGAUCUCGAAAGCGUAAGCAUAGGAAGCGUUCACGCUCUAGAUCAAGGGAAAGAAAAAGGAAGUCUUCGAGGUCAUAUUCAAGUGAAAGAAGAGCUAGAGAGAGAGAGAAAGAACGACAGAAAAAAGGAUUGCCUCCUGUUCGAUCCAAAACACUAAGUGUCUGCAGUACCACACUUUGGGUUGGUCAGGUGGACAAGAAAGCUACACAGCAGGAUUUAACCAAUUUAUUUGAAGAAUUCGGACAAAUCGAGUCUAUUAAUAUGAUCCCUCCCAGAGGUUGUGCUUAUGUCUGUAUGGUUCAUAGACAAGAUGCCUACCGUGCUCUUCAGAAACUAAGCUCUGGAUCCUACAAGAUCGGAUCAAAAAUUAUCAAGAUUGCAUGGGCAUUAAAUAAAGGAGUGAAAACUGAAUAUAAACAGUUUUGGGAUGUGGAUCUUGGAGUUUCAUACAUACCUUGGGAAAAAGUUAAAUUGGAUGAUUUGGAGGGCUUUGCAGAAGGAGGCAUGAUUGAUCAGGAAACAGUAAAUAAUGAAUGGGAAACUACAAGAAGCACAGAGACUGUAAAGGAACCUGUACCAACAACGCAGAGUACAACUGUUGAAAAGACCUCUGUUGUAACAACACAAACAGAAACAUUCACACAGUCUGUCGCUAUGUUACAGCUUCCUGUAGCACCAGCUGUGCCAGCUGUGAGUUUAGUUCCACCAGCAUUUCCUGUUGCAAUGCCUGUACCUCCUCCUGGCUAUAGUUCAAUUCCGCCCCCUCCCUUCUUGAGAGCAAGCUUCAAUCCUUCACAGCCACCUCCUGGUUAUAUGCCUCCUCCAGUUCCACCACCUGGUCCUCCACCUGUAGUUCCAACAUCUCUUGUACAGCCUUCACUACCAAUUGCUCAAGAGUCACUGAAAGAUUUUAACAGCCUUGUUCUACCAGUGGUUACUGUCUCAAGUAGUCUUACCACCCCAACAUUGUCUGCUGGAAGUGUCUUCACUCCUCUUUCAAGUAAUUGCUCUGAUGUGGAUGAGAAAGGAUCUCACCUUGCAGACGUUCAGAUCUCAUCUAGUGAAAACAGAGCCAUGCAAGAUGAUGUUUCAAGUAGUUCUGGACUCAUUGGAGGAGCUCAGCUACCUAGUGUUUCAACCACUUCUGGACUUGGAGGAGGAAUCCGGCCACCAAAUGUCUCAAGUAGUUCUGGGCUUGUGCAGCCGCCCAGUGUCUCAAGCAGCUCUGGACUUCUAACAAGACUGCAGCCAUCCAUUGCAUCAAACAGUUCUGGGCUUCUGACUGGUGUUCAGCCUCCAAGUGUGUCAAGCAGCUCUGCAAUGUUGCCAGGACUCCAGCCCAUGAGUGUCUCAAGCAGCUCCAACCUUCUAAUGGGACUUCAGCCACCAAUAGUGUCAAGUAACUCUGGACUUUUGUCAGGAGGCCAGCCACCCAUGGUAUCAAGUACUUCUGGGCUUUUGACAGCACUUCAACCACCGAUUGUAUCAAGCAACUCUGGCCUUCUGGGAUUACCUCCACCAAUUGUCUCAAGUGGUUCUGGACUGCUAGGAUUACCACCACCAAAUAUUGCCAGUGGUUCUGGACUAUUAGGGCUGCAGCCACCCACUGGAAUUCAAACUGUGCCCCAUUUAACUCUUGCUAGUCAACGGUUGCCUGGAAUGCCUCUAGUCGAUAUCCGCUCAGGAUUAAUGGCACAGCCACCUGGGCCAAGAUUUCCAUUGCUACAGCCUGGAAUGCCACCACAGCGUAGCAUUCCUCCUCCAGCUAUCCUUGACCCAUCACUUCCUCCACCCAGAAGUUCUUUCCUUUCAGGAGACCUUUUUACUCAGACAGAGAGACCAUUUGGCAAUUGUGGUAGGCAAAGUAUUGACAACCUUUCUAAUCCAGAUAAAAGGUUGCCACUUGGAGAUGACAGCAUUCAACAAGAGGGAGAUAGAGAUUACCGCUUUCCUCCAGUGGAAAAUAGAGAGAACCUUAAUCGGUCAUCACAAGGAGAUAUUAGGGAGUCUGUUGGCAGGCCACCAUUGGAUCCCAGAGAGGGUCUUGGAAGACCUCCAGUAGAUGGAAGAGAACAUCUUGCCAGGCCACACCUAGAUUUAAGGGAGAACUUUGGAAGGCCAGGUAUGGAUAACCUCAGUAGGAGAGACUAUUUUCCUUUCAAUUCAGAUAAGCAUUGGGGACAAAGAGGAGAUUAUGAUGAAAGAGAGCGUCGUGUUUUUCCUGCUUAUGGUGGUCUUAAACCUUUCCAGGAAGACAGAGAGAGGUUUCGACAAACCAAUUUCAGAUUUGAACCUCGAGGUGGUCCUAGCUGGAACAGAGGACCUGAACAAGAUACUCACAGAGACUUUGAUGACCGCCGCAGACCAUGGGAAAGACAAAGGGAUAGGGAUGACAGAGAUUUUAAUUUUGGUAGAGAAAUUAAUGGAAACAGAUUUGGGAGAGAAAGAAUACAGAACAACUGGAUACCCCCUCCACAUCCACGGGUAUUUGAAUAUUUUGAAGGUGGCACUUCUCAAGGAAAAGCUGACAAUAUGCCCCAAAUUAAUGGUGAAAACACAGAGACAGAAAGUCAACCAUCUGGUGUGGAAGUACAGGAUGAAUCGGAACUGUUUGAAAAGCUGACACCUUCAGGUGACACAAAAAAAGAGAAGAGUGACACAGAAGCUGAAUUAGAAAGUGAACCAGUGGUAGAAAGCACAGAAACUGAGGGGACAUAAUCAUCACUCAGUAGGCAAUAUAAUGAAGGAUGUUGUGGCAGCAUACCAUGUGCUGGGCUCGGCCGAGUUAAAUGAGAACCACAUCAGUGUUCUAAUGGGCGUCACAUCGGAUCUUGGUUGUGAAGUAUUAGAAGGAAGGAAUCUGGCGUUUCAUACUGGAGGCAUUGUAUAUCAGUACACACUGUCUGAUAAAACCCAGGGACUAUGAACUCAUCCACCAGUAUUACCUGUCUGGAGCAGGUUUAAUUUUAUAAAUUGAAAGCAAUAAACUCUAUGAGUUUUUUAAUGCAUUUUUUUCUGCGUUUGGGGGAUGAUCUGCUCAAAUGAACAGUUUUGCAUCCAGUACAGAGAGAGGCUCUUCUGCACGACUAGAAGAUGACACUGGACUGUAAAUUUUGGCUAACACUCACUCCUAUCUUCUAAAAGGUCAGGUUGCAUGGGAAGAGAGACUUAGGUGGAAAAGCUGUUUCUUUUCAACGAUUAAGACACUUGAAAUUGUGUAGACCACGUAUUGUGGCUGAUGCCCUAAAUUCUAGGCAUUUGCCUUGAGAGAGAUAGAGUGUCAGAAAAACAUCAUGUCUUGUGAUCUGCCAAUGGCAUCAAUUCUUAAGUGCUUAAACUGUGGCACAGGAAGACUGGAGGUUGAGUUUUGAGGUCUUGGAAAGACCUGAACUCAGAGUUUCAGAAAAAUUGGAAAUGGAAAAUCUCAAGCCAAGUCACUGGGCCAGACAUGUCCUUCAGCACUCAUUUUAAAGCAUAGAAAGCUAAUUAUCUAAGAGUGGAAAAUAAAAUUGGUUAAUUAAAAUCAAUUAAUUUUUAAAUGUAAUCAGUAGAGAAGAGUCUACUUAUUCCUAAAUUAAACCAGUAUUCUCUCUGAGUUUCCAAAGAAAAUCUAUGCUUUUAAAGUUUAAAUCUAUGGACUUAAGUUCAACUACAAAGGGAAGAGAGAGAAGAAGAAACAUGACCACACAUCAUAUAUGAAAAUGUUAUUUCUGUCUAUCCUCUAUUUAUAUUUUGUUCUCUCAAAGGUAAAGGGCCAGACACUUGGAAUGUAGUAGUUUAUGGUCUCUUGAAAUCAGAUCAUUCCCUUUAUGCUGUAUCUGCAUGGUGACCAUGGUGACUACAGCUUUGGACUUGUGUAACAAUAAAUGAAAAAGAAAGUGGG